AUGAACCCAGGAAAUGAUACACAUUUUUCAGAGUUUCUUCUUCUGGGACUUUCAGAGGAUCCAGAACUGCAGCCCCUCCUAUUUGGGCUUUUCCUCUCCAUGUACCUGAUCACUAUGCUUGGGAACCUGCUCAUCAUCCUGGCUGUCAGCUCAGACUCCAACCUGCACACACCCAUGUACUUCUUCCUCUCCAACUUGUCCUUUGUGGACAUCUGCUUCACCUCCACCACCAUCCCCAAAAUGCUGCUGAACAUCCAGACAGAGAGCAAAGCCAUAACCUAUGCAGGCUGCAUUAUACAGAUGUACUUUUUCUUAUUCUUUGCAGGACUGGAUGACUUCCUCCUCACUGUGAUGGCCUAUGACCGGUACAUGGCCAUCUGCCACCCCCUGCACUACACAAUCAUCAUGAACCCCAAGCUCUGUGCACUGCUUGUCCUGCUGUGCUGGGUUAUCAGUGCCCUAUAUUCCUUGUUACAAAGCUUAAUGGUGCUUCAACUGUCGUUCUGUACAGACUUGAAAAUCCCCCAGUUUUUCUGUGAAUUCAAUCAGAUGCUCCAACUUGCCUGUUCUGACACCUUCCUUAACACCAUGGUGAUGUAUCUUGCAUUAGUGCUGCUGGCAGGUUGUCCCCUCACUGGGAUCCUUUACUCCUACUCUAAGAUAGUUUCCUCCAUACAUGGAAUGUCAUCACUUCAGGGAAAGUAUAAAGCAUUUUCCACCUGUGCAUCUCACCUCUCCAUUCUCUCCUUAUUUUACUGUACAAGUCUAGGUGUGUAUCUUAGCUCUGCUGCUACUCACAGCUCACACUCAAGUGCAGUAGCCUCGGUGAUGUACACUGUGGUCACUCCGAUGCUGAACCCCUUCAUCUACAGUCUCAAGAAUAAGGACAUAAAGGGGGCUCUGAAAAAAUUCAUUGGGAAGGCAGCUGUAAAAGGACCAUUUGUCCUGGGGAUGAGGAAGUGUCAAUGA
This is a messenger RNA of Manis javanica (Malayan pangolin), 969 nucleotides long. RefSeq names its product olfactory receptor-like protein OLF4. The record is from RefSeq and is a predicted model, not a curated record. Gene Ontology annotation, molecular function: G protein-coupled receptor activity; olfactory receptor activity. Gene Ontology annotation, cellular component: membrane. Lineage: Eukaryota; Metazoa; Chordata; Mammalia; Pholidota; Manidae. Gene Ontology annotation, biological process: G protein-coupled receptor signaling pathway.